GGCGUGCUCCGGAGCGUCCUGGCGGCGGCGGCCUUGGCCCUGGCCUCAGUGACCGACGGCAGGCCGGCGCAGAUCGCGUUGGUGCGGAUGGCGCCCUCCUUGGAGGAGGACAUGGGCGCCCCGCGGGAGUACCCGGUGAGGGACGGCCUCGGCGACGAGGUGCUGCUGGUACCGCUGCAGGCGCCGCCCCUGGCCGUGAGGGACGUCGAGGAGGAGGAGGAGGACCAUGAGGACGACGGUGGCGCGGCGGCCUUCCUGGCCAGGCUGCUGGGGACGCAGUUCGCGGAGGACCCCGUGGAGGGCCCUGGCGCCAUGCGCUUCUUCUCCAGCUUGGACCCCCUGACCGGGGACGGCGACGACGUCGUGCUGCUGCGACUCGGCCGCAGCCUCAAGUCCGCCCUGGAACCAGAUCAAAUGGAGCCACGGGAGACUCGCGUCCUGGAGGACGACGUCGACGCCUUGGGUGCGGACGACGACGACGAGCAGGAGGACGAGGAUCUCGGCCUGCGGCGGGAACAUCUCCGCAGCCGGCGCGCGGUCCGCGUCGCGGUGCACCAGGAGCCCGGCGCCAUCCAGGUCGCCGACGACGGCCCCCAGGGCCGCGCGGAUGCGACUACCGCGACGCCGGAGUCGGAGUCGGGGUCCUUCCUGGAGACGAUGCAGAACCAGCUGCCGGGCCAGCUGCAAGGGAUCGGCGAGGCCAUCGCGAGCGCCUUCGACCCGGACUACACUGAUGAAGGCGACGGUGACGGCGGCGACGACGACGGGGGCCUCGGCCUGCGGGAUGAACGUCAACACCUCCGCAACCGGCGUGCGCUGCGCAUCGUGGUCCGCCAGGCGCCUGGCGCCACCCAGGUCGCCGACGACGGCGUCCAGGUCGCCGACGACAGUGUCCAAGGCCGCGCAGACGCGACGACCGCGGCGCCGGGGUCCUUCCUGGAGACGGUGCAGAACCAGCUGCCGGGCCAGCUGCAGGGCCUCGGAGGGGCCAUGGAGGACUCGCGCAUGAUCGUGGGCACCUUCCAGGCCGUCAUCAUGCCCGGCUCCGCCGCCACCGACAUGGGCCAGCAGAUCCAGGGCUUCAUCUCCAACAUGCCGCAGAUCCCCCAGCUGCCCGGCGGCGGCGGUUGACACACUGUACCUUGUCUUUCGUUUUUAUUAAUAAACAAAAUUUGAGUUAAGUA
Thrips palmi is the source of this 1184-nucleotide messenger RNA. RefSeq lists its product as uncharacterized. The record is from RefSeq and is a predicted model, not a curated record. Lineage: Eukaryota; Metazoa; Arthropoda; Insecta; Thysanoptera; Thripidae. The coding region runs from base 88 to 1131 and encodes 347 amino acids. The transcript has 5 exons.